AUGGAGGAAUACAAGGAGAACAUAAGCCUUAGUCUAAGUAUAGGAACAAGCCAUCAACAUGAGAAACUUAGCAAUGAAAACAAGAACAAAGUUCAACAACAACAACAACAACUGCAUGUUUUAUUCCCUGCUUCUACUACUUCUAAUCCAGAGGACGAUGAAGUCAUCGGCGAUAUCGCGCCACGGAAAAAGCUCAGGCUUACCAAAGAACAGUCUGACAUGCUUGAAAAUUCCUUCAGAGAAAACAACAUACUCAAUGGGAAUCAGAAGCAGGAACUUGCGAGGAAGUUGGACUUGCAGGUUAGACAAGUUGAGGUCUGGUUUCAGAACAGAAGAGCAAGGUAUCAUCGAAUGGCGUUCAAUCGACGUCUCAAAAUCGAUAAUUAA
Dioscorea cayenensis subsp. rotundata (Guinea yam) is the source of this 387-nucleotide messenger RNA. RefSeq names its product homeobox-leucine zipper protein ATHB-17-like. The record is from RefSeq and is a predicted model, not a curated record. The transcript has 2 exons. The coding region runs from base 1 to 387 and encodes 128 amino acids. NCBI's taxonomy places the organism in Eukaryota, Viridiplantae, Streptophyta, Magnoliopsida, Dioscoreales, Dioscoreaceae. Gene Ontology annotation, molecular function: DNA binding.